Messenger RNA from Photinus pyralis (common eastern firefly), 2221 nucleotides. RefSeq names its product spermatogenesis-associated protein 20. The transcript has 5 exons. NCBI's taxonomy places the organism in Eukaryota, Metazoa, Arthropoda, Insecta, Coleoptera, Lampyridae. Gene Ontology annotation, biological process: carbohydrate metabolic process. The record is from RefSeq and is a predicted model, not a curated record. Bases 158 to 2206 code for a protein of 682 amino acids.
CAGUUGUCAUUCGCCAUCCAAAAAUAAAAAUCCUUUGGCAUUGGUUUUUUUAUACUUUCACUGUCUGUAUAAAAUUAUAAUAAAGCUCAAUAUAAUUAUGCGUUUUAUGCAAAUUAGUAAGUGAGAUGUUGUUUAACGGUCUGGUAAAGACGUUGUCAUGAUCGUUUCACGCGUUUCCAACAAUUCUACACUGGUUUCAAGCAUAUUCCGUCGAUUAUCAUUAUCAAGUGGCGAUUUGCGCGUUUCGACCAAUUCAAAUUUGCAUGUAUGCAAAACGCCAAUUUGUUGUCAAAAAACCGUUGAAGCGACAUUUAGAAAUAGAUCCCUUCUGGGAGGUCAGAGUUUAAUCCCCGUACGUAAAAUGUCAGAGGCCAGCUGCUCGAAGAAGAAAAAGAAUCGAUUGGCCCUCGAGAAGUCGCCUUACUUGCUUCAACAUGCUACCAAUCCGGUCGAUUGGUACCCGUGGGGGCAGGAGGCGUUCGAUAAGGCCAAGAAGGAGAAUAAGCUCAUAUUCUUAUCGGUCGGCUACUCCACCUGCCACUGGUGUCACGUCAUGGAAAAGGAGUCCUUCGAAAGCGAAUCCGUUGCAGAAAUUAUGAAUAAGUACUUUGUCAAUAUCAAGGUGGACAGAGAGGAGCGGCCCGAUGUAGAUCGCCUAUACAUGUCAUUUGUACAAGCAUCGACCGGAAGUGGGGGAUGGCCAAUGUCUGUCUUUCUGACACCUGAUCUAGAACCGCUCGCCGGUGGUACCUAUUUUCCACCCGACGACAUGUACGGGCGACCCGGUUUUAAAACAGUGUUAAAAAGCAUUGCCGAACAGUGGAAGACAAAACAAACCGCUAUUGCUAACUCGGGAAAGCACACGUUGGAAGUAUUGAAAAAAGUGUCAGAGCGUGAAUUAUCGUCCACUCAACAAAUCGAAGUGCCCUCGUCCGAAGCCGGCGCCAAAUGCAUCCAGCAACUUACUCGAUCGUACGAAAGCGAAUACGGCGGCUUUUCGCGCGCGCCCAAAUUUCCGCAGCCCUGCAACUUUAACUUCCUGUUUCACGUUUAUACGCGCAACAAGGAGUCGGAGCAGGGCAAGCACGUGCUGGAAAUGUGUCUGCACACACUUAAAAAGAUGGCGUACGGUGGCAUACACGACCACGUCAACUGCGGAUUCGCGCGGUACUCGGUUGACAAAAAGUGGCACGUGCCACAUUUUGAAAAGAUGCUCUACGACCAAGGGCAGUUGGUCGUUUCGUACUCUGACGCUUACGUCGUGACGAAAGAUAAGUUUUACGCCGACGUUGUCGAUGACAUACUGACGUACGUGUCGAGGGACUUAAGUCACCCUCUGGGCGGAUUCUAUGGAGCGGAAGAUGCCGAUUCGUAUCCGACCGUCGGCGCUAAGCACAAGGAGGAGGGCGCCUUCUGCGUUUGGGAAUUUGGCGAAAUUCAAUCUUUAAUCAAAUCCGAUAAGGAUUUCGAAAUUCUUUGUUACCAUUACAACGUAAAUCCCGAGGGUAACGUAAAUCCGGCGCAAGAUCCCCACGGCGAACUGAAACGGAAGAACGUUCUAAUGGUGUCAGGUUCUUUCGAAACUACGGCCGAACGAUUUAACAUAACUAUACCUGAGCUGAGAGAACUUUUGGAUAGAUGCCACAAGGUACUGUACGACGAGAGGCAAAAGCGGCCCAAGCCACACGUUGACACAAAAAUCGUGACUUCAUGGAACGGCCUUAUGAUUUCCGGUUUUGCAAGGGCCGGAUUCGUGCUCAAGAAUCAAAGUUACAUCAACAAGGCGAUUUUGGCGGCCAAUUUUAUUAGGAAGUAUUUAUACAACGAAGCUGAAAAGACGCUGAUCAGGUGCUGUUACAAAGGGGACGAGGGGGAGAUUGCUCAGAUAUCGACUCCGAUCGAUGGAUUUCUUGACGAUUACGCGUUUUUGAUUCGCGGACUUUUGGACUUGUACGAGGCGUCAUUGGAUUCGGAUUGGUUGCAGUGGGCGGAAACGUUGCAGGAGCAACAGGAUCGACUGUUUUGGGAUUCAGAGGGUUUCGGGUAUUUCACCAGUCCCGAGGGAGAUCCUAGUAUCUUGAUUAGGGGAAAGGAGGGUGAGUAUAAACCAUGUUCGGUGCGUUUAAAGAGCGUCAUUGUACCACAUGUGUCUGGUGUACAACACUUCGACACGAUGUUAUUUCUUUUGGUCGUAAGCAUAUUCUGACAACCGCUUCAGGAA